Molecule: messenger RNA, 4307 nt
Organism: Thalassophryne amazonica
Lineage: Eukaryota; Metazoa; Chordata; Actinopteri; Batrachoidiformes; Batrachoididae
Gene: mtr
Product: 5-methyltetrahydrofolate-homocysteine methyltransferase
Exons: 33
Coding region: 6-3929 (1307 amino acids)
Biological process (GO): pteridine-containing compound metabolic process
Molecular function (GO): methionine synthase activity; cobalamin binding; zinc ion binding
Source: RefSeq, a predicted model, not a curated record
UGUGAAUGAAGCAGUGUUUCGCCGUGCCAUGGUGUCAUAAGACAAACUCUAGUCAACUUUACAAGAUUGGACGUUUUUUGUUCGGACGGCUGUUUUGCAGACUCGCUCUUCACACCAUGUCUCCAGCUAAAGCGGCUGCAGGAUAUAGAUGCCCGCUGGAGGCUGAACUGAAAGAAGUGCUGCAACAAAGGAUUAUGGUCCUGGAUGGUGGCUUAGGAACAAUGAUCCAGCAGCAGAACCUUGAAGAGGAAGAUUUCAGGGGGGACAGAUUUAAAGACCACCCCUUUCCUCUGAAGGGCAACAAUGACCUUCUCAGCAUCACACGGCCGGACAUCAUUUACCAAAUCCACAAGGAGUACCUGGAUGCUGGUGCUGACAUCAUAGAGACCAACACAUUCAGCAGCACAGCUGUGGCCCAGGCGGACUACGGACUGCAACACCUGGCUUAUCACCUGAACCGGGCAUCGGCGGAGUUGGCCCGGAGAGCAGCCAGCAGUGUCACCAAACAAACAGGUUGUAAACGGUAUGUGGCCGGUGCAGUAGGUCCCACCAAUAAAACGCUGUCUGUUUCACCUUCUGUGGAGAAGCCCGACUUCAGGAACAUAACAUUUGAUGAGCUUGUAGAAGCCUACACAGAGCAAGUCCGGGGUUUACUAGAUGGAGGAGCUGACAUCAUAUUGGUUGAAACCGUCUUCGACACUGCUAAUGCUAAGGCGGCGUUGUUUGCCAUCGACCUGCUGUUUGAAACGGCCUACCAGCCCAAACCUGUGUUUAUCUCAGGGACCAUCGUCGACCGGAGUGGUCGGACAUUGUCUGGCCAGACAGGAGAAGCCUUCAUGGUGAGCGUGUCCCACGCCAAACCGCUCUGCAUUGGCUUGAACUGUGCUCUCGGGGCCACAGAGAUGAGGCCUUUCAUUGAAGCUUUGGGGAAUUGCACCACAGCGUUCGUUCUCUGCUACCCGAAUGCAGGUCUUCCCAACACUUUUGGAGGAUAUGACGAAACACCAGAAGUAACAGCCUCCUGUUUAAAGGAGUUUGCGUCUGAUGGGCUCUUGAAUAUUGUGGGCGGUUGUUGUGGGACUACUCCAGCACACAUUAGAGCGAUAUGUGAGGCAGUCAAACAGUGCAAACCAAGGACUCCUGCUGCAGAUAUUUAUCAAGACUACUUGCUGCUCUCAGGUUUAGUGCCCUUCAGGAUCGGCCCUUACACCAACUUUGUCAACAUUGGGGAGCGCUGUAAUGUGGCCGGGUCACGCAAGUUCGCAAAGUUGAUCAAGGCAGGACACUACGAGGAGGCACUCAGCAUCGCCAAGACACAGGUCGAGAUGGGGGCUCAGAUCCUGGACAUAAACAUGGAUGAGGGGAUGUUGGAUGGACCAGUGGCCAUGGCGCGGUUUUGUAACUUCAUUGCUUCUGAGCCAGACAUUGCAAUGGUUCCUCUUUGUAUCGACUCUUCUGAUUUCUCAGUCAUCGAGGCUGGAUUGAAAUGCUGUCAGGGGAAGUGUAUCGUCAACAGUAUCAGUCUGAAGGAAGGGGAGCAGCAGUUCCUGCUCAGAGCUGCUACUGUGAAGCGCUACGGGGCCGCUGUGGUGGUAAUGGCCUUCGAUGAGGAGGGACAGGCUACUGAUACAGAGCGUAAAGUCGAGAUCUGCACUCGAGCGUACAAGCUGUUAGUCACUGAAGUGGGGUUUGACCCUCCGGACAUCAUCUUUGACCCAAACAUCCUCACUAUCGGCACAGGCAUGGAGGAACACAAUGACUAUGCCAUCAACUUCAUCAGGGCAACGGAGAUGAUCAAGAGGACAUUACCACGAGCCAGGGUGAGCGGAGGUCUGUCCAACCUGUCCUUCUCCUUCCGAGGAAUGGAGGCCAUUCGAGAAGCCAUGCACGGAGUGUUUCUCUACCACGCUAUCAAGGUUGGGAUGGAUAUGGGCAUCGUGAAUGCGGGGAAUCUGCCAGUGUACGAUGACAUUGAUCAGGAGCUGCUGUUACUGUGUGAAAACCUGAUCUGGAACAGAGACGCAGAUGCUACUGACAAACUACUGUUCUAUGCACAGAACAACGUAAAAGAAGGGAGGAAGGUGAUCCAGACAGACGAGUGGAGGGAGAACAGUCCGGAGGAGAGGCUGGAGCACGCACUCAUUAAGGGAAUAGAGAAGUACGUGGUGGAAGACGUGGAGGAGUGUCGAGCUCAGCUUCACCGGUAUCCUCGACCUCUGCAUAUUAUUGAGGGACCCCUGAUGAACAGCAUGAAAGUGGUUGGUGAUCUCUUUGGAGCUGGCAAGAUGUUCCUUCCUCAGGUGAUCAAGUCAGCUCGAGUUAUGAAGAAGGCGGUGAACUAUCUGAUUCCUUUCAUGGAGAAGGAACGGGAGAUGAUGGCAGCUUCAGGAACAGCUGACAACAUGGUUAGUCAAAACCUAGAGCUGGAUCCAUACCAGGGCACCAUUGUUCUAGCUACAGUGAAGGGAGAUGUCCAUGAUAUUGGCAAGAACAUCGUUGGUGUGGUGCUGGGUUGCAACAACUUCAGAGUGGUUGAUCUUGGUGUGAUGGUUCCCUGUGACCAGAUCCUCAGAGCUGCCAUCAGUCAUAAAGCAGAUAUUAUUGGUUUGUCUGGUCUGAUUACUCCCUCUCUGGAGGAAAUGAUACAUGUGGCCAAAGAGAUGGAAAGACUGGGAAUGGUGACGCCACUACUGAUUGGGGGAGCCACCACGUCAAAGACACACACAGCAGUGAAGAUUGCUCCUCGCUACAGUUCACCGGUUGUCCAUGUCCUGGAUGCUUCCAGGAGUGUGGUGGUGUGUUCCCAGCUACUGGAUAGUGUGGUGAGGGAGGAGUACUUUGAGGACCUGAAAGAGGAGUAUGAGGACAUCAGACAGGAGCACUACGAGUCCCUGAAGGACCGUCGAUAUCUGUCUCUGUCCCAGGCCAGAGAGAAGGCUUUACGGGUCGACUGGCUCUCCCUCCCUAGACCAGUGCGUCCUCAGUUCCUGGGCAUUCGUGUGUUUGAGCACUACGACCUAAACAGGCUUGUGGACUUCAUUGACUGGAAACCUUUCUUUGACGUCUGGCAGCUCAGAGGAAAAUAUCCCAACAGAGGAUACCCCAAGAUCUUCAAUGACAAGACAGUUGGUUCAGAAGCUCACCGAGUUCAUGGCGAAGCCCAGCGCCUCCUCAACCAGAUGAUUGACAGCAGCAGUCUGAAGGGGCGGGGCCUAGUCGGGUUCUGGCCGGCUCAGAGUGACGGUGACGACAUCAACGUGUACAGAGAUGAUGUGACAGGGCACAGAAACACCGAACCGCUGGCCACAUUCCACGGCUUACGGCAGCAGGUGGAGAAGGACAGUUCGAGCUCGGCGGACCCCUACCUGUGUAUUUCGGACUUUGUGGCCCCGGCAGAGUCCGGGGUCUUGGACUACAUCGGUGUGUUUGCUGUUGGUGUGUUUGGAGCUGAAGAGCUGAGUCGGCAGUUCCAGGCUCGAGGCGACGACUACAGCAGCAUUCUGAUCAAAGCUCUGGCUGACCGGCUGGCUGAGGCCUUUGCUGAGGAACUUCAUGCGCGUGUCCGUAAGGAACUCUGGGGCUACUGUGCAGACGAGGCUCUUGAGACUGCAGAUCUCCACAAAGUUCGAUACCAGGGCAUCAGACCAGCAGCUGGUUACCCCAGCCAGCCCGACCACACUGAGAAAGUCACCAUGUGGAGCCUGGCCGGGAUCCUGGAGAAGACCGGAAUCGGUCUGACGGAGUCCUUGGCCAUGACUCCUGCUGCCUCCGUGUGUGGACUUUACUUCUCCAACCCUCGGGCAUCAUACUUUGCUGUGGGAAAGAUCACCAGAGAACAGGUGGAGGACUACGCAAAGAGGAAGGAUGUGAGCGUGGAGGAGGUGGAGAGAUGGCUGGCCCCUAUAAUGGGUUACAACAAUGAGUCCUAGAGUCCAGCGGGUCCAGCAGUGAUCUGGACUACAGAGGGAUCAGGGCCGAACACAAAAACACUGGCCCGUCUCAGCGGUCCACCUGGUUCUAAACCCGAGAGUCCAAAUCAUUUUACCUAAAAUCCCAGUCACGGGUGUCAUAGUGCUUCUACAUGGACUAAAGAUGGUUUUAAGUUAGAGGGAACCUGUCAUUUUAUGAUUUUAAAUCCUGUAAAUUGAACUGAGCUGCACAAAAGCUACAAUCACACAGUUUGUUAAAUACUGUUCAUCUGGAAAGUAGUCACAGCACUUCACUUUUUCCACAUUUUUUUCUUCCAGCCUUAUUCCAAAAGGGAAUAAAUUCAUUUUUCUCUCAAAAUUCUACUCACAACACCCCAU